CUGGAGGGGGGAAUUGUAAUUAGGAGGUGGGGCACACACCACUCUGGUAGGGGCAGAUCAAAACUUAAGUGUGUGUGAUCUCUAGUAGGUAGUCCCCCCACAUGGGGGAUGGGCAAAGAGAGAGUGUGGGGGAGAGGCAGGAAGCGGGCAACUAGACUAACAAAGGUGCCUGUGGCGGUUUGCCCAUCCCAGGUGGGAGGGCGGAGUCUAGGGCUCAGCCCUGGCCUUGGGUGACUUUACUUGUGGCCUGGGGGCUUGGAGAGAGCGCCAAUCAAGAGUUAGGGCCCCAUUUCAGCUAUUCCAUGGCUGGUGAAUGGGGGCUGCAGACAAUGUCUGGGACCAUGGGCUGUUGCAGCUCAAACCCUGAAGAUGACUGGAUGGAAAACAUCGAUGUAUGUGAGAACUGCCAUUACCCCAUAGUCCCACUGGAUGGCAAAGCCACGCUGCCUAUUCGGAAUGGCUCUGAGGUGCGGGAUCCACUGGUCACCUACGAGGGCUCCAACCCCCCGGCUUCCCCACUGCAAGACAACCUGGUUAUCGCCCUGCACAGCUAUGAGCCCUCUCACGACGGAGACCUGGGCUUUGAGAAGGGUGAACAGCUCCGUAUUCUGGAACAGUCACUCCUCUAUGUUCAGCUCUCAUUCUUCCUUUCCACAUGUCAGAUACUGCUUCUAGACCCCCAGCUAGGGGAGAAGAAUCUGGGAGCCCCCCUUUGGGGCAACUUGGGUCAACAACUCUUGCUUCUGACCACAGGGAGCCUGGUGGAUUUUCUCAAGACCCCUGCAGGCAUCAAGCUGACCAUCAACAAACUCUUGGAUAUGGCAGCCCAAAUUGCAGAGGGCAUGGCAUUCAUUGAAGAGCGCAAUUAUAUCCACCGUGACCUGAGGGCUGCCAACAUCCUGGUGUCUGACACGCUGAGCUGCAAGAUCGCAGACUUUGGCCUAGCACGACUCAUUGAGGACAAUGAGUACACAGCCAGGGAGGGAGCCAAGUUUCCCAUUAAGUGGACAGCACCAGAAGCCAUUAACUAUGGGACCUUCACCAUCAAGUCGGACGUGUGGUCUUUUGGGAUCCUGCUGACAGAGAUUGUCACCCAUGGACGCAUCCCUUACCCAGGUCAGGGCCAAGGACAGGAACUGAAAAGGGUGAUGGGGAAGGGUGGCAAAAUCCAUGUCUUUAUACUCACUUCUUCCUAG
This is a messenger RNA of Hipposideros armiger (great roundleaf bat), 1196 nucleotides long. RefSeq names its product tyrosine-protein kinase Lck-like. The transcript is spliced from 7 exons. Gene Ontology annotation, biological process: protein phosphorylation. Bases 303 to 1196 code for a protein of 297 amino acids. The record is from RefSeq and is a predicted model, not a curated record. Gene Ontology annotation, molecular function: ATP binding; protein binding; protein tyrosine kinase activity. Lineage: Eukaryota; Metazoa; Chordata; Mammalia; Chiroptera; Hipposideridae.